Molecule: messenger RNA, 351 nt
Organism: Prunus armeniaca (apricot)
Lineage: Eukaryota; Viridiplantae; Streptophyta; Magnoliopsida; Rosales; Rosaceae
Source: the annotation of a GenBank genome assembly
AUGGGAGGAUCUGCCAUGCGUCACAGCGGCACUAAGGAAGCCGUGAUUGGAGGUCGCACUACCAUGUAUCGAGGCACCGUUAUGGUGGAGUGCGUUAGACCGAGUCGUGAAACCGUGAGGGAAGUGGUUGCUGGAGCCAGCUACUGUCCCUUGGGUUGCAAGGUAGUGCUGGCCUUAAGGUGGCUUUGUUGUUGGCGCUGGAAUACUGCUCUUAACCACGGUGCCGCGAGGGACGACAGUGGCAGCAACAGCUGGAACCGUGGUGGUAUCCACUGUGCUGUGGUAUUAGGCCACGGCCUUAGCUGCAGAAAGUGGCCGUGCCCUCAAAGCCGCGACGUCAUGGUGACCUGA